Molecule: messenger RNA, 1879 nt
Organism: Argentina anserina (silverweed cinquefoil)
Lineage: Eukaryota; Viridiplantae; Streptophyta; Magnoliopsida; Rosales; Rosaceae
Product: aldehyde oxidase GLOX
Exons: 2
Coding region: 270-1754 (494 amino acids)
Source: RefSeq, a predicted model, not a curated record
UAAGAGUGACUACUGACUAGCAUUCAAAUAUUGUAAAAAGGAAACUUCCCAAGUGAGUAACUAUUAAGAUGCCUAAUUAGUUCCGGAAGGGACCCGCCUUUUCCCACCGUUAAAUCGUCGGUUUGUAGCAGUUGACGUCGGAGCCCUGAUCAAAAGGAUCGCAUUGACGCACUCGUUCGUCUUCUUCUAAACAUUCUCAUAAUCUCUUCACACAUGCCGACCUCCCCGGCACAUGGGAGCUUCUCGUUGCCAACGCCGGCAUCGCCUCCAUGCAUACCGCCGUCACCCGCUUCAACACCGUCGUCCUCCUCGACCGCACGAACAUCGGCCCCUCCCGCAAAAUGCUCCGCCGCGGUCACUGCCGUAACGACCCUGACGACGCCGCUCUCAAGCACGACUGUUACGCACACUCCGUCCAGUUCGACCCCAGCACCAACCAAAUCCGGCCCCUCAUGAUCCUCACCGACACAUGGUGCUCCUCUGGCCAGUUCCUCCCCGACGGCACUCUCCUCCAAACCGGCGGCGACCUCGACGGCGUCAGAAAAAUCCGGAAAUUCCAACCCUGCGAGGCCACAGGGUUCUGCGACUGGGUCGAGCUUGAUGACGUGGAGCUCACGGACGGGAGGUGGUACGCGACCAACCAGAUACUCCCCGACGGGUCGGUGAUUAUCGUCGGCGGCAGAGGCGCCAAUACAGUGGAGUAUUACCCGCCGCGAAAGGGCGCCGUCGAGCUGAAGUUCUUAGCUGACGUGGAGGAUGAUCAGAUGGACAACUUAUACCCUUACGUCCAUCUCCUCCCUACCGGCCACCUUUUCAUCUUCGCCAACAACAAGGCCUUGCAGUACGAUCACGUAACCGAUAAGAUCACCAGAGAAUAUCCGCCGUUGGAUGGGGGUCCCCGGAACUACCCUUCAGCCGGAUCUUCGGCAAUGCUGGCGCUUGAGGGAGACUACUCCACGGCCGUGAUCGUCGUCUGCGGUGGGGCACAGUACGGGGCUUUUAUACAGAAGAGCACCGACACUCCCGCGCACGGCAGCUGCGGUCGGAUUGUGGCGACUUCGCCGGAGCCGGGUUGGAUAAUGGAGGACAUGCCGUUCGGGAGGAUCAUGGGUGACAUGGUUAUGCUACCGACCGGUGAGGUUUUGGUUAUCAACGGAGCUCAAGCUGGGACGCAAGGGUUUGAGCUGGCUUCGAACCCGUGUUUGUACCCGCUUCUUUACCGACCCGAUCAGCCGGUCGGAUUGAGGUUCAUGACGUUGAACCCGGGAACGGUGCCGAGAAUGUACCAUUCCACGGCCAACUUGUUACCGGACGGGCGGGUUUUAGUUGCGGGAAGUAAUCCUCAUUACUUCUAUAAGUUCAAAGCUGAAUUUCCCACGGAGUUGAGGUUGGAAGCGUUUUCGCCGGAGUAUUUGGGUCCGGAUAGGGCCAACCUCCGACCCGUGAUCGAGGGUGUUCCGGAGACGGUACGUUACGGCGAGAGUUUUGAUGUGUUGGUGUCGGUGCCUCUAACAGUUGUGGGAAUUGUGGAGGUUAACUUGGCCAGUGCACCCUUUGCCACGCAUUCAUUUUCUCAAGGUCAACGUCUGGUCAAAUUAGCCGUUACUCCUUCGGUCCCGGACGGCGACGGAGGUUACAAGAUUAGUUGUACUGCGCCGCCGAACGGGAUGGUGGCUCCACCGGGCUAUUACAUGACAUUCGCGGUUAAUCAAGGCGUGCCGAGUGUGGCUCGGUGGAUACAUUUAGUAUCAUAAGGAGCUUGUGGAUUGCUUGUUAAAGUUCUUUUGAUGUAUUUAAAAAUUGUGGAUAUGGAAUAUGAAACAUGAAAUUGAGAUGGUUCGUAUAAAAAAAUGAAAUUGAAAUGGUAGUGAUGGAUGUA